Molecule: messenger RNA, 1239 nt
Organism: Effrenium voratum
Lineage: Eukaryota; Dinophyceae; Suessiales; Symbiodiniaceae
Source: the annotation of a GenBank genome assembly
AGUCUUGCGUGCCAUCAUGCCAUCCCCGACGGGAAAUGAUAUGACCAGCGCAAUUGUAAGCAGAGCCUCGGUUCAAGCCUGGACUCCCGGAUCGAGAGGCAAGAUGAGCUUUGGCAACGCCUUACGCCACACUGCGCUCGCACGAAGUGCCUAUUUGGACGGACAAGAUUUAGGACACAACAAGAGAGACGUGCCUUCUAAGCCUGCAGCACGCGAUGGGGACGAGCGCGCGGCACUGGCAGCAGCAAGAAGGAACCUCCAGCAGCCCCAGCGCCUUCAGACCGCCUUCCAGGGCGCCUUCGGCGCGGUGUCCGGCACCGUGGGCCUUUCAAGCCAAGUUGCCGGAAUGCCGGAGAGGCGCCUGCUGCGGUCGCCCCGCGCUUUGGACGACGCGGCGGCCGGGCGUUGCCGGCCCUCCACAGCACCGCUGCCGGGAGGACUGGUCAUGGACAUCGAUGGCUCGGGGCACAAGCGUGCAGUAGCGCGGCCGAAGGGUGAGGAGUCCAAGCUGCUGAAGCGCCACGACCGCGGGAACAACGUGAAGACGGAGCGGUCACAUUCGGAGGGCGACUACCAAGGCCGCGCCUUCUUCGAUCAGAUCGUGCUGGCCGAGCGCUAUGCAGACCUCAUUGGUCGAUCCGACAAGCUGCUUGACAAUGAGCCCCUGAUGCCAGUGCCGGAGGGUGCAUACCCAGGGCAGAUUCCCACCAGCCGCGUGCCAGAGGAGGAGGACCUUCCAACCUUGCUGGGAUCGGCAAGGAGGGCGCCGGAGAUGCGUGAGAAGGAUCGGCUGAGCAAGACUUCGCCCAGAACUUCUCCCAGAGAUGUGCGGAGCAAACUCUCUCCCAGAACCUCCCCCAGAGAUCGGGAGUUCAAGGCAUCGGUGGACAAGGUCGCUCAGGACUCAAUGUCCUUUGGCCGCUUGUUGCGGGAGGCGCAGGCCACGAUCCAGGCAGGCCAUGGCUCCCGCACCAGGUUGCUUCACGAGCAGCUGGAUCUGUUAGAGGAGAAGACUCGGCAACUCAGCAGCGCGGCGGACGACGCGAGCUUUGUAUCAGGUGAGCCAUCGCACAAUGAGGUCCACAAGGUGCAGAGACGACAGGCCUUUGACCUUAUCAAGAGAGGAAGUGGGUGGCGGACGCAUCCCAACUUCUCGCAGGUCUAGGUCAAGGACCUUGAGGUCGCUGGUGCUGAAAGGCUCGGCAUGGAGAAAUUUGGGCGAGCGUUGGACCCUCCAAC